CUUGGAGGAGAGGGGGGGCUGAUGCUGGUGGGAUCCCUGCUGUGCCCUCCUCUCGCUUUCUUGGUGGUGGGGCGUGGAGCAGAGCCCAGCUGUGGAGAGGGGAACUGCUGGAAUCCCCUGGGAUGUGCUGGGGAAACUGAGGCAUGAAGGGGGCAAAGCGGCUUCACCUCCCACUGUGUGGGCUGGGAGUGCUUUCCCCUCCAAGCCCUGCUCCCAUCCUGCCCAUUCCAGUGGUAUUUCUCAGCAGAGCUCUCUCUCUCAGGCACAGAGCAUCCCCAGCUCCAUUUUUUUUUGGCUUGCUUUGACUGGUGCAUUAGUUGCUGCUCAUCAGCCCUCCCUGCAGUGGAUGUAGGAGGGGAGAGCUGGAAGGCAGAGGAUGGCAGUCCCACAUUUGUCCCUGAGCAGACCCCAUCUGUCCCCUCCACACGAUGCUCAGUGGCACUCACACAGCACUGGUGGGUACCAGUGUGCACCCUGGGGCACUGCCACCCCUACUGCCAUGGUUUCUGAGCACCUCCUUGCUGCCUUGAUGCACAGCCUGACUUGUGCAAAGCCAAGCUCACACUUUCUUGCUCGUGAGCUCCACAGACCCAUUCCUGCACCUCUGCACUCCCUCAGUGUGUGUGCACCCAGACAGACCCAUCCAUCAAUAGAAAUACUGAGCCAACCCCCAGUGCUGGAGCUGGGGUUAGGGCACUGCAGCCCUCACCUCUGCACAUGGGGUUUCCCAUCCAUGAGCAAUGCACGUUGCCAGCUGUGGGCUCCAACACCUCAAGCACUGCUCUAAGUUCAUUGUGGGGAUGCUUUUGCAAUUUGAAGGGCACAUUUUUGUAGCUGUCACCCUGAAAGCCAGAGCAAGCAUGGCUUAGGGUGAGUGCUUGCAAGCAGUGAUUACCACGUGCCCAUGCCCAGAAAGCUGCGUCUGUCUGUCUGUCUGUGUUGGGAGCAGAGCAAUGACCCAGCAGUGGUCUGUGAUGUGGUUGGAGAGGAGCCCUGGAGGGCUGAUAUUCACCAGCUGAGCUCUAAGGACGAGGGGCUGUGUUUUCGUGUGCACUUGGGGGUGCCUGUGGAUGGCUUUGUCCCAUCCCUGGAGGUGCCCGAUAUCAUGGAUGGAACCCUGGGCAGCCUGAGCUGUGGGUAGCAGCCUGCCCAUAGAGUGGAUGAUCUUAAGUGCCCUCCAACCCAACCAUGCUGUGCUUCACUGAUUCCUGGGGACCCUCCCACCAUGCUCAACACACACCCGAACGUCCCAAAGCUGCGGUGUCACAGUGAUCCCCAUCCACCUCCAGGGCUGAGCAGUCCCCAAAGCAAAGCGAGGGCUGCGCCCCCGCUCCCCCCUGCUGCGCUUUGACCCCAUCUCUGUGUUUCCUCCUCUCUCCGUGGGCGAGGAUCCCCCAGGGCAGGAGGUCUCCGCGCUCCCGUCAGCCACGCCAGCACCCAGCAUAGGUGACGGUGUGCUGGGUGGAGGAGGUGCCGGCGAGUAACGAACAGUCCCUGUCUCCCCAGGCCGAGCACGCCGGCAUCCGGACGUACUUCUUCAGUGCUGAGAACACAGAGGAGCAGGAAUCCUGGAUCCAAGCCAUGGGCGAAGCUGCCCGGGUGCAGAUCCCCCCAACCCAGAGACACGAGAAGACGGAUUCUGAGAACAUCCCCCCCAGCAAACACCACCACCACCAUCGUAAUACCGUGCACCACGAGCACCCCAAAGCUGACCCCAGCGCCAAGACCCGGGGUGAAGGCGACGGCCGUGGCUCAGAGAAACUCGAGAGGAAACCAGAGAGGAUGGAGAGCAAGAAGGAACCCUUGGCCAAAGCCAAUGGCAUCGCCGGGCAAGAGAUACCCUCCGAGCCCGGCAGCCCUUACCCCGAAGCACCGCGGGUGCCGACGAGCACAGAGAGGCCGCCCCAACCCAACGGUUGGCCCUACACAUCCCCCAGCCGCCCUGGCAGCACUGCCUACCCCCCACCCGAUGGGGAGAGCGCUGCCCAUCGCCGCAGCUUCGCCCCCCGCACCAACCCCGAGAAAAUCGCGCAGCGUAAGAGCUCCAUGACUCAGCUGCAGCAGUGGGUGAACCUGCGCCGGGGCAACGUGGCCCCCGAGGAGCUGCGCAGCCCCACCAGGUUUUACCCCGUGUCUCGCCGGGUGCCUGACUACUACCCUCCCUACUCACCCCAGUACCCUGAGGACUAUCAGUACUACCCACCCGGCGUGCGCCCUGACAGCAUCUGCUCCAUGCCCGCCUAUGAGCGGGUCAGCCCUCCCUGGGCAUUGGACAACAACAAGCGGCAUUCCUUCCGCAACGGGGGCCCCUACCAGCUCCAGGAAUGGAAGGAGCACCCUGGCUUCGGCCGGCAGGAUGUCCCUGUCUGGCUCCCUGGUAGGCAGCCAACUUAUUUCGAUGAGGUGGAUGCUGCCUCAGGGUCGCUGCGGAGGAUGUCGCUGCAGCCCCGCUCCCGCUCCGUGCCCCGCUCGCCCAGCCAGGGAUCCUACAGCCACACGCGGGUCUACUCCCCGGUGCGCUCUCCCAGCGCUCGCUUCGAGAGGCUGCCGCCCCGUGGAGAGGAGAUUUAUGUCGACCCCGGCACCUUCAUGAUGAGGAGAUCCAUCAGUUCUCCCAAGUACGACUACCUGGGUGACAGGCGGCCCAUCCCUGCAGGAAUGUACCCCUACCACUACCCCGCAUCCCCCACGGUCCACGACAAGAUGGAUGAACUUUUAGACCUUCAGUUGCAAAGAAACCUAGAGUAUUUGGACCAGCAGAUGAGCGAGAGCGAAACCCUGAUCAGUAUGGUGAACAGGAUGGUGGAGAGCUCCUCCCCUAGGGCUCAGCUCUACAUGCAAGUGACGACGCCUUUCCCAGAAGCCUACAGGGAGACCCUGCAUGCCUACAAGAUAAGCGAGCAAGACACUGAUAAGCUGCUGGGGAAGCUCUGUGAGCAGAACAAAGUGCUGCGGGAGCAGGAGAGGCUGGUGCAGCAGCUCCGAGCAGAGAAGGAGAGUCUGGAGAGUGCCCUGAUGGGGACACACCAGGAGCUGGAGAUGUUUGGGAGCCAGCCUGCCUACCCUGAGAAGCUGCUGCACAAGAAGGAGUCUCUGCAGAACCAGCUCAUCAACAUCCGCGUGGAGCUGUCGCAGGCCAGCACGGCCUUGGCCAACAGCACAGCUGAGUAUGAGACCCUGGAGAGCGAGGUGUCCGCCCUGCACGAUGACCUCUGGGAGCAGCUGAACCUGGAUAUCCAAAAUGAAAUGCUGAACCGACAGAUCCAGAAGGAGAUUUGGCGGAUCCAGGAUGUGAUGGAGGGGCUGAGGAAGAACAACCCAUCCCGCGGCACCGACACAGCUAAGCACAGAGUGGCCAUCGGCCCCUCGGGCACCUACAGCUCCAACAGCCCUGCCAGCCCACUGAGCUCCGCCAGCCUCACCAGCCCCCUCAGCCCCUUCUCCCUCAUCUCUGGCUCUCAGGGUUCGCCCACCAAGCCAGGUCCCAGUGAGGAACCCGGCCCGCCUCGACCUCCCCUCCCCAAGUCGUACAUCCCCCUGGAGCCUCCUCCGACCGUACCUCCACUCCCUAGCGAGAGCCGCCCCUGGCCGUACCCCACCUCCCCUUCCUGGCAGCGAGGCGGCGAGUCACAGAGGGGACAGCCCAAACCAAGCUUGGAGCAAAGCAAGAAGGAGACGCAGCGAGCAGCUGCCCCCAGCUCCACUGCUGAGGGGCUGCUGAGCCGGCAGGAGCAGGAGGCAGAAAAACAAGCUGCCCUCAACAAAGUGGGCAUUGUGCCGCCCCGAACCAAAUCCCCGACGGAGGAGGAGGUGGUGCCCACAACAGGGAUGCUGAGGAGGAGUGCCAGCGGCAUGGCCAACGGGCUGGGCUCCCGGGAGAGGCCGAAGAGCGCCGUGUUUGCCAAUGAGACAAAGGUGAAGAUGAGCGUGGAGGAGCAGAUUGACCGCAUGAAACGCCACCAGAGCGGCUCCAUGAAGGAGAAGCGGCGCAGCCUGCAGCUGCCCGGCAGCCAGCAGCCAGACACCCCUGGCACGAAGGCACCCACGUCCUACAAAGUGGUGCGCCGGCACCGCAGCAUCCAUGAGGUGGACAUCUCUGACCUGGAGGCAGCGCUGCGGUCUGAUGAACCUGGCAAGGUGCACGAGACACCCCGAGAGGAGAUCGCCCGGCUGCGCAAAAUGGAGCUGGAGCCACAGCACUACGAUGUGGACAUCAACAAGGAGCUAUCCACGCCGGACAAAGUCCUCAUCCCUGAGAGGUACAUUGAACUGGAGCCUGACACGCCACUCAGCCCCGAAGAAAUGAAGGAGAAGCAAAAGAAGGUGGAAAGGAUAAAAACCCUCAUUGCCAAAUCCAGCCUACAGAAUGUCAUCCCCCUGGGUGAGGGUGAAGUGGACGCUCCCCAGGACCCCGAAACACAGCUGCAGGAGCAGGAGAAGAGGAUAGAGAUCUCAUGUGCUCUGGCUGCUGAGGCAUCCCGCCGGGGCCGCAUGCUAUCGGCUCAAUGCGCUACCCCAAGCCCUCCCACCUCCCCAGCUUCCCCGACUCCACCGACCAACCCCCUCUCGUCUGAACCAUCCCGGGUCGCCGACUGCAGCCAUUUUAUGCGUGUCUGAGCCAUGAACUCAAGCCCUGGCAGCCGCUGGUGCCAUCAAGUCUCAUGGGGCCACGUUCUAGUGCAGCACUACAUGCGCCAUGGCUCGACACUGACCCUCUCUGCGCCAUCGUUUUUGGUUCUCCUGGACCCCUUCCCUCCUUCCCAUCGAUGGCAUCACCAUUGGGGUGGAUGAGAGGGGAAGAUGCAGCUCCAACGCUCUGCCCCAUCCUGGAGGAGCUGUGCAGAUGCCAUAAGCGCCGUCCCCAAGGACUGGGGACACUGAGCUUCCACCCAGCACUGGGACACAGCUGCGUUGUCCUGGGUGCAUGGAGGGACACGUGCAGCUCUGGAGGAGUGCAGCACCCCUCAGCUCUCCGUGCAUUGGUCACACAAAGGGGGCCGUCUCCACUAUGGAUGGUGCAUUCUCCACGUGCAUCUGUGCUCCUGGCUGUGCCCUGAAAGCUUUCAGCACCUUGCUGGAGGGAGGUGCCAGCCUCAUCGUGGCUGCAAGUGGGAACAGGGCGCACGGAGAGGGGACACAAUGGGACACAGGUGUCCCAGGGGAGGUGAGGGCUGCCCAGCACAGAGCCGUGGGCAUGGAGCAGCAGGUGCAGGCAGGGACAGGGGAUGUGGGGAAGGAGCAGAGGAACGGAGCGGAGCCGAUGGGCCAAGCAAGCAGUCUGCAGGAUGGAUGGGGAUGGUGACAAGGAAGGGACCGGGUCGGAGCCGUGAAUGCUUCCAGGUGGUAGCAACGCUUUGCUCAUGGUCACCUCUGUCACAGCCCAGGUGGCCCAGCAGGAAUUCCGUGACACAUGCAGCACUCCCUGGGCAGCCUUCUGUGCUGGAGGAGGGAUUCCUUCUCCCGCAGCACCGGGGAUGGAUGUGGGGACAAGGAGGGGGCACCUCAGCUGCGCAGCAUGGACUGGAUCCCUCUGGUCUCACCGCACGCCAUUGCACUCCAACCACGUCAGCUUGGUCAUUUCUCCUACUGCGAGCCUAUCCUUGAUUUCAUUUUAUUUUCGCUUUCCAAACGGAGGGAAAAACGCUGUUUCUGCCUGAAAACACAGCAACGUGUGUGGGGGGGUGGGGGGCAGAGGUGGGGGUUGGGCAGUGUCCCCAUGGCUGGAUCCUGAUGUGUGCCCCCUCUGCAUCCCCAACCCCCCCCCCCAGCUCUUAGCAAUACUCAUAGGAUCCCAGGAACCCCAGUCCCCCUCUCCUCCUGCAACCCCCUUAGCUCAUAAAGCUGGCCCUUUAUUUUGCUAUUACAUGCCUUAAUAUAUGUUUUAUGGAGAGUUAUACAUUUAUUAUAUACGUAUAUAUAUAUAUAUAUAUAUAUAGAUGGGGUUUGUUUUUUUUUCUCUUCUUUUCUGGGAGGUAGUUUUGUGCUGAUCUCUCCGCAGGGUUGUCAGCACAACGAGAGCAGAUUCUUUGCCAGUUUAUCAGAAAAUUUAAAAUUAAAAAAAUAAUAAUAAUAAAAAUUAAAAAUUAAAAAAAAA
Molecule: messenger RNA, 6094 nt
Organism: Lagopus muta (rock ptarmigan)
Lineage: Eukaryota; Metazoa; Chordata; Aves; Galliformes; Phasianidae
Gene: PLEKHA6
Product: pleckstrin homology domain containing A6
Exons: 22
Coding region: 1582-4617 (1011 amino acids)
Source: RefSeq, a predicted model, not a curated record